Messenger RNA from Podarcis lilfordi (Lilford's wall lizard), 7296 nucleotides. Lineage: Eukaryota; Metazoa; Chordata; Lepidosauria; Squamata; Lacertidae. The record is from the annotation of a GenBank genome assembly.
AUGCAGCACUAUGGAGUGAAUGGCUAUUCUCUUCAUGCCAUGAAUUCUCUGAGUGCCAUGUAUAAUCUUCACCAACAGGCAGCACAGCAAGCUCAGCAUGCCCCAGACUACAGGCCGUCUGUGCAUGCCCUGACGCUGGCAGAGAGACUGGCUGGUAAGAACAACUUAUGGAUCUUGUCUUUGCAUUGGGAUAGUGUACAGGAUUAUUACUGGGACACGGCUGAAAUGACAGCUGAAUUUUGAGAAGACCAAAGGGUUGGUAAUUUUUAAAAUCCCUGAAGAUGAGCACAAAUCCAAGGAAAAGCAAUAACAGCUCAGUUGUGCAAAAUGUCCUGGACUUUAUGUGAAGCCUCCAGAAUAGGGAGCAAAAGUUAAGGUAACCAAACUGGAAUUUUAAUAUUUUGCUUCAUGCACUUAUUUUCCACAAAGUUGCAUAUAGAAUCCAAUAAAUAUAUAAAGGUGCUAUACCAAAUUUAGAAAUUGCAUCAAGCUACUCUGACUAUAACAUAUGGCUGUACAGCAACCUGUCCUUUCAAAUUCCAAUACACUGCAUUUGGACUUUGCUCUUGCCUGUAGGAGCUUCCAAAUGGCAGAUGGGGAAGGUGACUUUUGCAACUUCUCCCUCGCCCCUGCAGCCCCAUGUCACACACUCUGGAAGAAUGUGGAAGAAUGAGGGAGGAUGGUAUUGACAUACAUCACGUCUCCCCCAUCUCCACCAGUGGGAUCCCUCCAAUGGAUUAAAAGCCUUCCAUGGUCAGAAGGAGAUGAUUAUCUUCUACAGAUGCUCAAAAAGUCAGAAACCACCAGAGGGAGAGUGCUCUUGUGCUCAAAUCCUGCUUGCUGGUUUCCCACAGACAACUGUUCAGUCCCUGUGAGAACAGGAUGCUGACCUAGAUGGGCCAUUGGCCUGAUCCAUGUUCUGAUGUCAGUGUUACUGGAUUACAGCUCCCAGUGGCCUUCAUCAUUGGUCAUACUGGCUAGGGCUGAUGGGAGUUGGAGUCCAGCAGUGUUCUGAAGGUUGAAAUACUGACCAAUGGAAGCAUCUCUGGAGGACAGUCAUAUCACUUCUUUAGGCCUCAGUUUCUUCAGUUGAAUACAAUAAAAACAAAUAGCAGCUAGAGAACAUUCAGAGUUUUGCUGCUAUUUAUGUAGAUCAGGGAUGGGGAACCUGUGGCCCCCCAGGACCUACCAUCUCAUGAGGUCCAACCACAUGGAGAGGCCAAUCUAAAGCUACCUCAAGCUGUACACUAGAAACCUCCCCAUUUAUUUAAGCCAGCGGUUCUCAACCUGUGGGUCGCCAGAUGUUGUUGGACUACAACUCCCAUCAUCCCUGAACUCUGGCCUUGCUAGGGGUGAUGGGAGUUGUAGUUCAACAACAUCUGGGGACUCACAGGUUGAGAAAGGCUGAUUUAAGCUGCUUUGUUAGCUGCCCAAAUGCUUUUCUUUAUAUGAUGCACACAAAUUACACUAAUUAAAUUGGCCACUUCUCUUGUCCUCCAACGGCUGUACGUUUCAAGACAUCAUUUUGGAGGCCCGUUAUGGCUCCCAGCACCGCAAACAGAGGAGAAGCCGCACAGCUUUCACAGCCCAGCAGCUGGAAGCCCUGGAGAAAACUUUCCAGAAGACUCACUAUCCAGAUGUGGUGAUGAGGGAGAGGUUGGCCAUGUGUACCAAUUUGCCAGAAGCCAGAGUUCAGGUACCCAUAAUGUUAACCAUCUCAUGUUAACCAUCCUGGGUGAAGGUAGAUGUGAAAUUUUAAGUGCCUUGGAAUGGUGUGCCUGGGUGUCAAAACCCAUUUCUACCACACAUAUAAACAUUUUACCUGACUUCACCCUUAGUCUCAGCCCAGAUGUUGCUUCCCUUUGCAUCAUAAAAAUGGUACGUCUUGUUUAGAUAUAAUGAGUAGUGCAUGCAUAUUUUCUCCCCGGUGUGUUUUUGUGAUAUGCAGAGCUAUUCAUUCAAAGGACAUUGUAAAGUUUUAGAUCCACAGCUACCACGGCAUGGUUUCACAACCCUCUUCAUGAGGCUAUGCAUUCAGGCUCUGUGCAUACAACCACACAAGGUGCUUUACUUCUCAAUCCUGGCAUCACCUGUGUGGCCACACCAACUGCACUUCCAAAUGCAUAGAGAACAGACAGCUUUCCAAACUAUAUUGUCACAUGUCCUAUUCAAUUAAUGCAGGCAGAUGGUUGGUGGUGGUUAACCCACUGGGUGCUUGGGAGGUGAACUUAUUUUGCUUUGUAAAAACAAAAAUGGUGAAAACUUUACUGAACUAUAAAAUAAAAAGAACAUAGCAGUUCAAGGGUUCAUUGUCAGCCAUUUCUGAACCAUGAAGAGUUGGCUAUUUCUAAUGUAGCAUUCUUUCAGAUCAUAGCUUUCAUUGCUCAUGAAAACCUCCACGAAUCUGGUGCCUUUCAAAUGGUUUGGACCACAGCUCCCAUCAGGUCCAGCUAGCACAACUGUGCUGGCUGGGACUGAUGCUGCAUGGACGUAGCCAGGAUUUUUGUUAGGGGGCAGAACCUCAGUUUGCUAUGUAUUUUUAUUGAUUUUUAUUGGUUUAGGGGGGCAGCUGUUCCCCCCCAGCUACACCCAUGGCUGAUGAGCAUUGUAUCCCAAAGCAUUUGGAGGAAACCAAAUUGGCAAAAGCUGUUCUGAGGAACCAUAUGUCAAGGGCUGGCUCCCAAACCCCAGGAAACAGCUCUUGUUGGUUCAGAUGGUAUCUAAUAACACAUGGACCAGUGGUACCAAAUAGUAUGGGAAACAGCCUUAUUAGAAAAACUAACCAAUAAACUGAAACUGACAUGGGGACUUCAUCCCAGUAUGGCUCCCCUUUGUCAUAUACACAGCCCAACAAGACAACGACAAGAAUUCACCAACAGCAUACAAAUCAAUAUGGCUAACUUGAUUCAAAAACACCCACCCACCCCACUCACAAAUGAAAACAAAGUUCAUCACAGCCAGUCACAACCAACCAACCAUACCCUAGGCCAACCCCAACCUUUCUCACCACCCAAAAAACCACAAGUGAAUAGUAAAGAGGACCUGCACAAGCGACGCAGACACAAAACCCCACACGUACAUUAAGUAAAAUAGAAACAUUGCCACCUGACUCCACCCCCACUCACUGUGGCCCCCUUUCCCCCUUUUCUUCCUAAUGUAACACUAAUGUCUCAACAAAUGAAAAUGAUCUGUAGAAAAUGUAACUUGAAAAAAGAGACAUUGCACAUACUUUUGUAAACCAAGAAAGCUUUAAUAAAAAAUACGUUAAAAAAAAGAAAGAUGGUGUCUAAUGACCAGAAUCUAAACCCUGAAAAGUAUUGCACUGUCAACACUCCUUAAGCCCAAGCAGUCUGGGCCAGUAGAUUCCCAGACCUUAAAAGUGCCUUGUUUUCCCAGACCUUAAAAGGCACCACUGAGAUUCAAAAGAAGGAAGAGAUGGCUCCUUGAGCCUCUGCUUAACCAAGUUAGACCACAGCAAGGAACCAAGUUUUAUUAAAAGAUAGUAAAGAUUGUGUUUGCGUGCGUGCGUGCGCAUGUGCACACACACCCAUAGGAGAGCACAGUUAGAAAAUACAAUUAACAAAUAUAGUUGCGAAUUAGAAAGCACAGUCAAAGAUUAAAAGGUCUGGUUGGGAAUUAUAAACAGGGAGGGGAAAAACCAAAGCUAUCUAAGGCAGUCCCUAGAAUAGCAAAUAUGAUCUCCCAGGUGAACAAAGAUUGCCCACCAAGUGCAAUGUCAGGUAGGGAACAAAACAGGAAAUACCAUGGAGAGAGGAUACAAACUAAAUAACACUGUUAGAUUACACUGGUCUAAUUUAAACCAAUUUUCUGCUCCCUCUCCUUCUCUUCCAAACCAAGGUUUGGUUUAAAAACAGGCGAGCCAAGUUCCGAAAGAAGCAGCGCAGUCUGCAAAAGGAGCAGCUGCAGAAGCAGAAGGACUCUGAAACCAACCACAGUGAGGGCAAAGCAGACACUCCCAUCCUAGAAACACAGACUCCGGCUCCUGAUGCAGAUAAAUCCAUGAGCCUGCCCAGUGAAGUCAACGCAGAGCUCAACCUGACUCUCUCGGAGCAGUCGGCCAGCGAGUCGGCAGCUGAGGACCAGACAGACAGAGAGGAAGAAUUCAAGAUCUCGCUGGAGGAGAACAAAGCAGAAAAGAGCCCCGGAGCCGAAAACAAGGCACUGAGCAGCAAGAGAGCAAGCCCAAAAGCAGGUGAGGAAGGAAAGCAACAUUCUCCUUUGUAGGAAGAGUUUUGAUGUGAGCAGAGCCUAAGGAUGGGUUCAGAAACAAAGACUUUUCUCUUGCCCACCAGAUAAUCUCAAUAAGGGUAGCCAAUGUGGUACUCUCUAGCUUCUGUGAACUACAUCUCCCAUCAGCCCCCAGCCAGUAGGGUCAAAUAUCAUGGAUAAUAGGAGCUGUACUUCACAGCAUUCGAAGGGCAUCACGUUGACUCCCUCUCUUUUAAAGGAUCAAUCUAGCUCUUUCAUUCCAGUCACUUAAUGUGCAAAGAAAACAUACACAUCACAAAAGGCAGGCUGUGCACAGGAACCUAAGCGUUGAAAAGAUUAUGGUGCCCCCAUAUUUAAUUCAAAAUAAAAACAGUAUGAAACCAUAAAAUAAAAUUUUAAAAACAAACAAAAUAAAACAUAGACUUGUUGCAGGUGUUGGCCAGGGAUGAUGGGAAUUGUAGUCCAACAAACCUGCAGAGCCCCAUGUUAGCUAGUCCUGGGCUAAGACCUUACAUGGUUAUAUUAUUCCAUAAGUUUUCCAGAAGACGUUUUCUGAAACUCAUGUAGGGAAGAUUGUUUAAGAAUUAAGUUAAGAUUUGGUUGAUCCCAAAUAUGUGAAUCACAGUUCUACAUUUUAAACAUAAGGACAUAUGAAGAACCCUAUUGGGUUAAACGAAGGCGUAUCUAGUCAGGAUCUUGCUUGCCCCAGUAACCAGCCAGAUACCAAUGAGAAGUCACAAAGCAGGACAUGAGUGCAUCAGGCCUCUUUCCUUGCUGUUCCCCAGCAACUGCUGUUUCGAAACAUACCACCUCUGAUAAUGGAUGUAGUCAUCAUGACACUGACCCAGUUGACACAUAACAUUAAGGACUUUGUGGCAAAGCAUAUUUCUGUUUACCAUUUGCACUAUUUCUCCAAAGUGCUUUACAAUCACAUUGGCUGCCAAUAUGCCACCUGGCCAAAUUCAAGGUGUUGCUCUUAGUGCAUAAAGCACUAAACAACUUAGGAUCACCCUACCUAAUGCCUUUCUCCAUACAUUCCUGCCCAGACAUUGAAAUAUGCUAGAGAAGUGUUGCUAAAAUGGCACUUGGCAUACCAGCACCCAGACUGUGGAGUUUAUUGCCUCUGCAUAUUAGGCACGAUCUGUGUUGAGCUUUAGGUGCCAGCUUAAAACUUCUUUAUUUAUUUCUACAAGCUUACCUUGCCGUGACACAUUGCUGUGUUCUUUGGAUCUUUGCUUUUUACGUUUUUUUUCCUUUUGACUGCAUGUUGAUUUUAUAUACAUCACUUUGAGAAGAUCUUUUUUAUUUAUUUAGCAGUAUACAGACACUUAUUUAUAAAUACAUACAUGUCUACAGUGUUGAGCCAUCUUUUCUACAUAUAUGAUAUGAUACACCAUGCUCAGCUGCAGACUUCACCCCCAUGGUGAAUACAGUUCAUUAGGGAUUCAUAGGCUUGCAGUGAAUAGGUAGAGUUAAAAAAAAAAAUCACACAAGCCGUUUAUCCUCGAGUAUGUUCAAUCCAGGCAGAUCAGACAAUUGCUACUUAAAAGCUUACUGCAUAAUGCAUGCACUGUGCAAAGUUGACUGCAUUAUUAACCUAGUGUUACCAUCUAUCUGCUGCCACAUGGUAAUCUGAGGAAGAGGAGUGGUGAUGGCAGGGAGCCUAGCUACAUGGUGGGAUGCUACCCUCAGGUGCCAUGUGAUAAGCCAAUUGCUGGUUGUGUUGAUCCAGCCAAAGUCUGAAAGUCUAGUAAUUAUUAUUAUUAUUAUUAUUAUUAUUAUUAUUACCCCCGCCCAUCCAGCUGGGUUUCCCCAGCCACUCUGGGUGGCUGCCAACAGAUUAAAAACGGAAUAAACUUCCCUUCAAAUGUCUUCUAAAAGUCAGAUAGUUGUUUAUUUCCUUGACAUUUGAUGGGAGGGCGUUCCACAAGGCGGGUGCCACCACCGAGAAGGCCCUCUGCCUGGUUCCCUGUAACUUCACAUCUCACAGUGAGGGAACUGCCAGAAGGCCCUCGGAGCUGGACCUCAGUGUCCAGGCAGAAUGAUGGGGGUGGAGACGCUCCUUCACGUAUACUAGGGCAGGGAUGGGGAACAUGUGGCUCUACAGAUCCAGAUGUUGUUGGACUCUGACCCUCAUCAUCUCCAGGCAGCAUGACCAAGGAUGAUGGGAGUUCAAAAAGCAUGUAGUCCAAAAGCAUGUAGAGGGCCACAGGCUCCCUAUCUUUGGUCCAGGACCAAGAUCAAACAAAAUGUUCCUUUCCUACAAUUUGUCUUCAGAUCUUCUCAUCCCAAUCUCUUGCCUUGCCAGUCCCUGGACAUUCAUGUCCCCAUUUAAACAGGGUGUAAAUGUGCAUAGGUAGGAAAUGGGGGAAAGGAGUCCUUUUCCAACUCUUGGUGGGAAAGGCAAGGCAAGCGUUUGGUGCUUCUUUCCCAGCACUCACACUCCUUGCUCUCUCUCUCUCUCUCUCUCUCUCUCUCUCUCUCUCUCUCACACACACACACACACACACACACACACCAUUCUGUAUCUUCCAAAGUUGCCCUGCGUUGCAGCAAGCUGGAUGUAAUACGUUUUGAACAUCAAGAGAAACCGUUCUUUUCAGGUUUGUACUCUGUGCUGCUGAUAAUUUUUACUGACUUUCUUCUGCUGUGCUUAACAAUGCAGAUUCCCCCGUCAAUGCCACGGCCACGCCAUCUUCCAGUAGCAGCAUGUCUCAGACACACUCCUAUUCCUCCUCGCCCCUCAGCCUCUUCCGCCUGCAAGAGCAGUUCCGCCAGCACAUGGCAGCCACAAACAACUUGGUCCAUUACUCCUCCUUCGAAAUGGGGAGCCCUUCCACCAUGCCUUAUUUGGGCAUGAAUGUCAACAUGGCACCCCUAAGCUCCCUGCACUGCCAGUCUUAUUACCAGUCGCUCUCCCACGCCCAGCAGGUGUGGUCCUCUCCUAUCCUGCAGGCUUCGUCCUCUCUUCCAAGCCUGAACAGUAAAACGACGAGUAUUGAGAACCUUCGGCUGCGAGCAAAGCAACACGCUGCCUCUCUGGGCCUGGAUACUUUACCAAACUGA